AUGAUCUUACAAUGUUUUGCUGCAACGACAGUGUUGCUCAUUACUGGAGUCCAGAGUGCUACUGAUAUUGGCACGAAUGCAACGACACAGCUGGAUGGUUUUUGUCGUCGAUUCGAGCAUCGCACGACGGUGCUAAACAACAAGUUGUAUCUUGAUGGUGGCUAUGUUAAUACGAACCCCAUGAGUUCGGAUCCAACAAAUUACACGAAUUCGCUACUUCUCUACUCAGACCUCUUAGUAACACAAGAUGGCAUGCCUAAGAUGCGGUCAGGUUCCGGCAAAGAUUCAUCGGUACCUUCAGUCGCAGGCGGAGCUUUGUGGGCCGAUGAGAUCAACCAGCGCUUCUACGCUUUCGGUGGCUACUUCACCUCCAGCACUCCUUCCGCAUUCCAAACCUGGACUCACGAUGAAUUACACGGCUUGUGGAGCAAUGUUAGCACGGAAGGGGACGUGAUGUCCUACGUCGCUCACGGCAUGUCUGCCGUAGCACCGGAUGCAGGAAUGGGGUAUUACUUUGGCGGAUAUCACGACAAUGAAACUGAUCUAGGGUGGACGGCGCCGAGACUGUAUACCUCGACUUUGGUUGAGUUUGAUAUGGUUAGUAGGAAGUAUUCGAAUUUCACGGGUUCUGAUGGGAAGGGGAGAGGAGAGGGUUUGAUGGUGUUUAUACCAGCGUCGACGUCGGGUCUUUUGGUUUAUUUUGGGGGAGUUGUGCAGGAGAGACCAGGGGGAAGUGUGGUUGGGGAAAUUUGGAUCUACGACAUCUCACUCCGAAAAUGGUAUCAGCAGAAUGCCACCGGCGAGGUUCCGGAUGCACGAACUCGUUUCUGCGGCGUCGCAGCUUGGCCGGAUGACGAAUCUUCUUUUAACAUCUACAUUUACGGCGGCCUGAGACCCGAUGCCGAAAAUACAAACGGCAGCACAGCCUUGGACGACCUCUACAUCCUCUCCCUUCCCGCCUUCGUCUGGGUGAAAAUGUAUCCUGCCUCGAACCAAAGCCAGCCCUCUUUUGGCCACCACAGCGCCACCUGCAACAUCAUUAACGGUACCCAAAUGAUCGUCAUGGGAGGCAGUUUCCCGCAAACCCAGUUCUGCGAUUCCCCGGCCUUGUAUGCGCAACAUAACGUGGAUUUGGGAGAGAUCAAUGCCGAUAAGGAUAUAUGGUAUCUAUUCAACCAGGACAAUCCACCGUAUAGACUACCUAUCGCGUUGACGAAGGUUAUUGGUGGGACGGAUAAAGGAGGCGCGAAUAUAACAGCACCGUUUACAAAUCAAACGUACGACAAAUAUCUCUUCGAGAAGGAAUAUAAAGUCCCACAGCGCUAUCCAACGCCUAUUACUUCCGGUACUCCUCCCGCAAAACAACAGUCGAAUGAGCUCAGUCGUACCGCGCUCAUUGGCGCAAUUGUUGGGGCAGUUAUGGGAGGGAUCUGCAUUGGUAUUGCUGUGUUUUAUAUUGUUGGGUAUAUGCGACGUCGACCACGCAAGGAAGAUAAAAACCCGCACGAGAAGGAUGGGAAGGGGUCGGGGAAGAUGGUGGAUGAGAGAAUGCAUUUGGAAGAGUUGGAGGGAAGGGAGAGGGCGGAGUUAGGGAGUGAGAGUGAGCAGAGGUUUUUGGGCGAGAUGUGGGUCGAACCGGUGGAGCUGGAGGGGGAGAGGAGCGGUGGGUUUAGGGGGGUGUUUUAA
This is a messenger RNA of Lindgomyces ingoldianus, 1686 nucleotides long. RefSeq lists its product as uncharacterized. Gene Ontology annotation, molecular function: protein binding. The record is from RefSeq and is a predicted model, not a curated record. NCBI's taxonomy places the organism in Eukaryota, Fungi, Ascomycota, Dothideomycetes, Pleosporales, Lindgomycetaceae. The coding region runs from base 1 to 1686 and encodes 561 amino acids. The transcript has 5 exons.